UUGCACUAUUACCAUCUGCCUCUUGCCAGUCCUGUGGUCCUCUCCUCUCCAACACAUGCUCUUGACCAGCUCUCCCCACCCCCCAAUCCUCACUGCCUUGCCAAUAGCACCAUCCUUGCUAUCCAUUCUGCCACCUCUCCAAGCCAUCAUCCUUAGGCCCUGGUCCUGCAGCCUGCCCCUGCUCUCCCUAGGCCCCCUGCCCUAGGUUCGCUCUUCUCUGGACCCUGGCUAUGCCAACGCCUGUGCCAUGUCUGGGUCCCUGUUCCCUGAGGUCGCAGCAGCGUUCUUAGCUGGGUUCCUUCCUGAAGCUGGCUUGGUCACCUUGGCCUCCCCAUCUGCCCCAAGCUCUGCUGUGCGUGAUGCCCCCCCCAUCCCCAUAGCGUGCUGGCUAACCCCACAGGUAUCGUGUUUAUCACUCGAUGCCUCUGCCAGUGCACCAAUUUUCUGGAUUGCAAAAAGGCCUCGAGGUGUGUAGGGGGCAGCCUCAGAACGAGACUAAUUUGCCACCUGCAAUGCUGGGUUGAUGCUGGCACCAUCGGGCCAAUGCCUUCCCAGUGUGCCUGAUCCCUCUUCAGGGUGAUGCCAGAGUGUCCUUGUCCCUAUUCUCUGUGACCUUUCUGGCUGGGCGGGGCUGGAGCAGGCCCUGUGGGCCAGCAGCCUGUGCCCACAGUGUAUUUCUUCGCAGGGAGCCCCCUCCAUCCGCCCCAGCUGCUUGUGGUUAGGAAAGGAAACUGUCAACCUUAUUGGCUAGUCUCAGGUCUGCAAGUGGAAGGCAGAGGCUGUUAGCACCAACCUGUGACAGCGCAAGACACUUCUCUGUGUCUCGCAGCUGCCGUCCCCGGAAGGAAAGAGUGGCUGGGCGAAUGAAAUUAGUGUGCCGAUUGCCGUGCGAGAGAGGGCAGCGCUGGGACGAGCCAGGAUCUUCCUCCAGGUGGUGCUGCGCUGCCCAGCCUGCGGCUGGUGGCCUCACCAUGUCAGUGACGGUGAAUCUGACUGGCCCGGCCCCCUGGGGUUUCCGUAUCACAGGAGGAAGGGACUUCAGGAAGCCCAUCAUUGUGUCCAAGGUAACAGAGCACGGGAAGGCAGCUGCAGGGGACCUCCGACCUGGUGACAUCAUCGUCUCCAUCAAUGGCGACAACACGGCUGACAUGCUCAAUGUGGAGGCGCAGAACAAGAUCAAGCAGAGCUCCGGCCGGCUCCAGCUUCAAGUGGACAGGUCCCAGUUGUUCUCUCCCGGCCAGACCAACGGUGAGAGUUCCCCAGAGAUGUUGGCCAUGCGGUUUCAGGAUGUGGUACGAACCAGGGAUGACAGCCAGGGCUCGGUGAGGUCCUCCUACUCCAGCCCGGUGUCCCUCAGCCCCCGGCCCGGCAGCCCCUUCUCAUCCUCGUCACCCGGGUACCGACCCGGCAGCCCCUAUAGCCCCCAGAGGCCCAGCCUGCCCUCUGAGGGCAGAGUGGAGACGGUGGUGAGCAGCCGCAGCUUCCAGUCUCUGGCCAGUUCUCCCAGUGUCUUUGAGGAUCGCUCCCCCUCACCCCAUGGGCACCAGCAUCCAAGCAGCAGACAGGAGCGAGGCAGCUUCUGCCACCCAAGCAGCUCUCCGGUUGCAGCUCUGCCUCUGAUCAACCGCACACCAUCCCCUCUCAGCCCCUGGGAGAUGGGGAGGGCCCCGGGCAGAGCCUCGCCCUCAUACAGCCCUCGCAACAGCCUGGACUCAGAGCUGACCAUGCGGCGCUUGGAGGAGGACUCCGAGGUCUACAAAAUGAUGCAGGAGAACCGCGAGAUCCGGGCUGCUCCGCGGCAAUCCAACACCUUCCGCCUGCUCCAGGUGGCUCUGGAGACUGAUGGGGGAGCGGGCACCACAACCCCCUUUCCCAGCAAGCUGUCCCCCAGCACCCACAAGCCAGUCACUAGCUCCGUGGCUGGGGUUCAGAAGCUGCACACAUGUGAGAAGUGCGGCACCGGGAUCACGACCCAGGCGGUGAGGAUCCAGGAGAGCCGCUACCGCCACCCCUCCUGCUACAUCUGUGCCGACUGUGGCCUCAAUCUCAAGAUGCGGGGCCACUUCUGGGUGGGCGAGGAGCUAUACUGCGAGAAGCACGCCCGCCAGCGCUACCAGAGCCCCAGGGAGGGCGCCAUUGCUGCCACGGCCAUCUCCUCCAAGUCCUGAGCUGCCCCCGAGAGCAUGGGGCCUGGAGCUCCCUAGUUCUGCCUGCCCCCCAUCCCCGGGGCUUCCACCAAGCACAAACACCACUUCCCAUGCUGGGAGUCUCACUGCUGUGUCCUGCUCUCGGCCUCCCUCGAUUGGCUGCCAGGCCCUUUCUCCCGCUGCUCCCCAGCCCAUCAGCUUCGCUGCUCUUGUUGCCUCCAGCCAGUCGAGAGAGACCAAUGAGGGAGCCUGCCAGGUAUAGGGUAGCGGGUGGGAAUGGGAUAAAGAGUGGCCUUUUGGCCUCUAGGUCACCAGUUCGAAUCCAGAUUCCUCUGCUCAGCCAGUCCCAGCUGGUGGUUGUCCAGCUGCAGGAAUGAGCUUGUUUAGUUCUCAGGCCAGACUCCUUUUGCAAAACAGACUAAGGGGUGCCCUUAGACCAAGAGAUGC
Chelonoidis abingdonii (Abingdon island giant tortoise) is the source of this 2594-nucleotide messenger RNA. It is a transcript of the gene PDLIM2, whose product is annotated as PDZ and LIM domain 2. Gene Ontology annotation, cellular component: stress fiber; filamentous actin; adherens junction. Lineage: Eukaryota; Metazoa; Chordata; Testudines; Testudinidae. The record is from RefSeq and is a predicted model, not a curated record. Gene Ontology annotation, molecular function: actin binding; muscle alpha-actinin binding. Gene Ontology annotation, biological process: actin cytoskeleton organization; heart development; muscle structure development.